UCUCUCUCUCUUCGUCUGUCUCUCUUCACUCCGUUCUAUCCACUCACCUACUCCUUCCCUCCUGUCUCUUCCUCCACCAGCCCAUCUGUGGGUGCCGCCGGAAGAAAAAUCCGCGAUAGAAAGAGGCGGAACUGUUGACGAAGCCUGGGAACGAAACAAAGAAGCGUCGAAAGGGGAGGGCGAGAGGAAGGAAGGGGAGGGGCGAGAGAUGGGGAUCCGGUUCGUGCUGCUGGUGAACAAGCAGGGGCAGACGCGGCUGGCGCAGUGCUACGAGCACCUCUCCCUCGACGAGCGCCGCGCCCUUGAGGGCGAGAUCAUCCGCAAGUGCCUCGCCCGCACUGACCAGCAGUGCUCUUUCGUGGAGCACCGUAACUACAAGGUCGUCUAUAGGCGCUACGCCUCCCUCUUCUUCCUCGUCGGCGUGGACAACGAUGAGGCGUCCGACAGGUUCUGCACCUGCAUGCUCUUCUCCAUAUUCCAUGAGGUAUUGCAUCAGGAACUGGGGACAUGCAAACCAAGCUGGUACACGAGCUGGUGUGCAUCAAGUGUGUACAUUUUCAUGAUUGCAUUCAUGUUACUUCCCCAUCAAAAUUUGAUCUUCUCAGGACAGGUAAGUUAUUCACAUUCUAAAAUUCUCUCACGGCUAGUGAUUUGUAGGCCUUUCAUAUGCAAUCCUGAAUUAGUUUCAUAUCUGGUACUUACUAUGCAAACAUCUUUGUUUCUUCUUUCUAUUUGCAUUUCUUUAUGCCGAGGCCUUUCCUUCAUCCUAGAUUAAUGCUCUGCUAGUAAUUCACGCUUCACUGAUAUUUGACAUAGAAAAUGAUUGUUUCCAAUAUUAUCAUAUUAGGGUACCCCUAUGCAAGUGUCAAUUACGUACUUAGUAGUCACUGUUACCAAGGUUUCAGAAAAUGAAGCGUGCACUUUUACAACUUUAAUGCUAC
Molecule: messenger RNA, 941 nt
Organism: Hordeum vulgare subsp. vulgare (domesticated barley)
Lineage: Eukaryota; Viridiplantae; Streptophyta; Magnoliopsida; Poales; Poaceae
Product: AP-4 complex subunit sigma-like
Exons: 5
Coding region: 209-775 (188 amino acids)
Biological process (GO): vesicle-mediated transport; protein transport
Cellular component (GO): intracellular membrane-bounded organelle
Source: RefSeq, a predicted model, not a curated record